Molecule: messenger RNA, 1863 nt
Organism: Mastomys coucha (southern multimammate mouse)
Lineage: Eukaryota; Metazoa; Chordata; Mammalia; Rodentia; Muridae
Product: gasdermin-A-like
Exons: 13
Coding region: 229-1623 (464 amino acids)
Biological process (GO): defense response to bacterium; pyroptotic inflammatory response
Molecular function (GO): phosphatidylinositol-4-phosphate binding; phosphatidylinositol-4,5-bisphosphate binding; phosphatidylserine binding
Source: RefSeq, a predicted model, not a curated record
GGGCAGUAAAUGUUGUCGCUGCAGAAGGAACCUAGUGUGUCCACGUGUCUUCUUCCCAGUGAGACGAAUGCGCGGGCUACAUGGGAGGCAAGAAAAAAGCAUGUUCUCAGUCUUGGAUAUCCCUGACACAACCAGAUGUCACAGAAGAGAAGAGAAGGAAGCCAGAGGCUGCAGGCAUUCCACAUCCUGUGGACCAGCUUCCAGUGAGCACUUCCUGCACAAGAGACAAUGACUACUUUUGAGAAUGCCACCCGGGCUCUGGCUAGACAGCUGAACUCUGGAGGGGAUCUGAUACCCCUAGACAGUCUCUUCGACUUCCAACACUUCCAUCCCUUCUGCCUGGUGUUGAAGAAGAGGAAGAGCACACCGUUCUGGGGAGCCCGCUAUGGCCCCACUGACUACACUCUCUUGGAUCUGCUGGAGCCUGGCAGUUCUCCCUCAGAUCCAAAAGAUGGUGGGAACUUUGUCUUCAAGAAUACAGAGUAUACCCAAGGAGAGGUAGAUUUGAACAUGAAAAACAUGGUGGCUUUGAAGGGGAACUCGGGCCUGUCACGAAGUAGCAAACUGGAGGUGCAGAAGCUCAGCGUGCUUGACCCAGUUGUGAAGAACUUGAGCAAGGAGAGGAAACUGUCAGCAGACCACCCGUUCCUGAAGGAGAUGCGGGAACACAGGAAGAAUCUGUAUGUGGUGAUGCAGGUGGUAGAAACCAAGGAGGAAGUCACUCUGGAGCAAGCUGCCAAGGGAGCAGGCUUAUUAUCUCUCCCCUUCUAUGCCACACUGGGACUAAAGGCAUCUGUGAACCACGAGAAGAAUUUAACCAUCCCCAAGGGCUGUGUCCUGGCCUAUCGAGUGAGACAACUGAUGGUCAUUGGGAAAGAUGAGUGGGAAAUUCCACACUUUUUCAAUGACAGCAUGCAAACCUUCCCUCCUGUAGGUGAACCUCCAGGCAGUGGCUACUUCACGGGAAGUGACCUUCCACAGAAAGCUUUUUGCUUGAGCUACCCAGAAGAGCCUGGAGAACUGAAGGUCAUGUGGGAGAUACAGGAAGACUUCAAGACAUUAAAGGAAGAGGUUCAUCGAGAGACUCAAGCACUGGAGAAGUUUAGUCCUGUGGGGCGAAGCUCCCUACUCACUUCCCUCAGCCAUCUCCUAGGAAAGAAAAAAGAGCUCCAGGACCUUGAGAAGAAGCUUGCAGGGGCUCUAGACAAGGGACGGGAAGUGACUCUGGAAGCAUUCCCCAAAGAUGUCCUGCUGUCAAAGGAUGCUAUGGACGCCAUCCUCUACUUCCUUGGGGCUCUGACAGUGCUAAGUGAAGACCAACAGAAACUUCUAGUAAUAUCUUUGGAGAAAAAGAUCCUUCCAGUGCAACUAAAGCUGGUUGAAAGCAUCUUGGAGCAGAACUUCCUGCAAGAUAAAGAGGGUGUUUUCCCCCUGCGUCCUGAUCUGCUCUCAUCCCUCAGGGAGGAGGAACUGAUCCUAAUAACGCUAGCACUGGUGGAGCUAAGCGGCCUGGAAGUCCAGAGAUCAAGCCUCCAGUACACAUGGGAUCCAGACGCUCUCCCCCACCUCUGUGUCCUGUAUGCUGGUCUCUCCCUCCUUCAGCUGCUAAGCAAGGAUUCCUAAUGCACCUUCUCUGCCUGCUUCCCUAAUGCCUUCCCAGCCUUACUGUGCUCUAUCUGUAACACUCCAAACACUACAGAGCCUCCAGGCUGAGGACACCUUAAAUGCCAACUCAUCCACGGUCACCAAGUUCCUUCUGCCUCACCAUCUAUCUAUCGCCUUCUGUCCUCCAGCUCAGCACCCAGUAAGCCCAUCCCCUGAUGCUUACAUCCUGAAGAUACACAAUCAUUCAAACCCUUACAA